AUGGCAGAUUACUGUGAUCUUGAUCGCUACCGGGACCCGGCCAUCAGCCAAUUGCCGAUGUUGCAGGUCUACUCUCACAUUCUUUACUAUUUCCCCAUGCCCAAUGGCGUAUCUCGCGAACAUAUUAUUCAAGAGUUCGAAGCAGCUAUCACCAAGGUCCGACAGGAGGUGCCUUGGAUGGGGGCUCGAGUUGUAAAUGUCGGCAAAACAGACACCAAUUCAGGGACUUAUAAACCCAUCGCAUGUCCUCUGCCGAAGAACGCCAUCGAUGUCGCAGACUACACAGAUGAAAUUCCAGAAUAUGCUGCAAUCCGCGCAAAAAGGGCACCCCUCUCCAUGAUCGACACGGAGAGACUAACACCCGUGUCUGGAUUUCCGAAGAAAUUUGAGGACUCGGACGAGGAUCCCGCACAUGUUGUCCGGCUACAGGCCAGCUUUAUACGCGGUGGUGUGGUGGUGGAUUUCGCGUUCCAGCACAACAUGGGGGAUGCGAGCGGUCACUUUGGCUUCGUGAAGUUGAUAGCAACAGCGAUGCGCGGCGAAGAAUUUCCGCCCUAUUUCCUCGAGAAGGCGAAUCUAGACCGUAGAAAUGCCAUACCUCUUUUAGGCCCGAAUGAACCUGUACUAGACCACAGUCAUCACAAGCGCCCGCCGGUCACUGACUCUACGCCUUUUGUGCCUCGCAAAGAUGCGAGGUACCAUGUGUUCCGGUUCACGCCGGCAAAUAUGGCGAAAAUCAAGGAUAUGGCGAAUCAGCGUCAGGGCUUUGAUCCAGAGGUUCCCUUCAUCUCCACCGACGAUGCUGUCUGCGCGUUUUGCUGGCAGCACUUUAUUGCCAUUCGCAAAGACCGCUUCCCCCCCGAUACUAUGUCGCGGUUUGGGAGGCAGAUAGACGGCCGCAAGCUUGUUGGGCUCCCGCCGGAUUAUAUGGGCGAGGUAGCGCACACCAUGUCUGCGUGGAUGACCUUCCAGCAGCUCACCGAAGCGCCCCUUUCGACGGUGGCCUCCUAUUUGCGUAAACGGCUCAACGAAACGAACAACCUGCACCAUCUGAGAAGCUUCGCUACUUUCAUCGCACGAGAUCCUGACAAGUCAACGAUUACAUGGGCCGGACAAUUCAAUCCCGAUGUUGAUAUUGGGUGCUCGUCCAUCCGCACGCUUGCUGGGGUGUUUCCUGAAUUCGGCAAACUGGGGAAACCUGAGUUCAUUCGACGGCCCCCAAGCGUGCCCUUUCCAAGUACAUUGGUUCUUUACCCGGGGUCCCCGGAAGGCGACUGUGACGCUAUCGCCUGUCUUACUGAUGCCGACUUCGAGGCGUUGAGUGCAAACCCAGAGUGGACGAAAUAUGUUGAGCACAUCGGUUGA
Messenger RNA from Hypoxylon fragiforme, 1365 nucleotides. Its product is annotated as transferase family-domain-containing protein. The record is from RefSeq and is a predicted model, not a curated record. The transcript has a single exon. NCBI's taxonomy places the organism in Eukaryota, Fungi, Ascomycota, Sordariomycetes, Xylariales, Hypoxylaceae. The coding region runs from base 1 to 1365 and encodes 454 amino acids.